Molecule: messenger RNA, 1442 nt
Organism: Annulohypoxylon maeteangense
Lineage: Eukaryota; Fungi; Ascomycota; Sordariomycetes; Xylariales; Hypoxylaceae
Exons: 2
Coding region: 352-849 (165 amino acids)
Biological process (GO): resolution of meiotic recombination intermediates; replication fork processing; DNA repair
Cellular component (GO): FANCM-MHF complex; Fanconi anaemia nuclear complex
Molecular function (GO): protein heterodimerization activity
Source: RefSeq, a predicted model, not a curated record
AAUCGUGGUUCCUUGUAUUAUGUGAAUAAUUUGUCUAUCUGUAUGCAUUGUAAAUGUGAGAAUAUCAUCAAACACCAAAAUUUAACCAGUAAUUGGUGAAGAAAUCCUCAAGUUGUAUGGAGUGAUUGUAGCUGCUCCUGUGCUACUGUGAUUGGAGAAUGUAGGCCAGGUGGCAAGCAGCUGCAACAUAGGUAGGUCGCACUUGCCUUUGGCUUCGCGUGUGCAUCGCGCUCCCCAAAAAUACAAACCAUUCCUCUCUUAAUUCCAAUUGCAUAUCCAAAUCACGAUCUUUGCAAAUCUCUUCACCGUAUUUCCCAACCUACGCAAAUAUCGAAAGCACCAAAUUAAACCAUGCCCAUAAACCCCUCAGCUAGCGCUCGCGUCCGAGGCGCCUCUUCAGCCGCCUCCCGAUCUACGAAGGCGUCCAAAGCACAGGCUUCUACGACCGCGGGGCCCUCUAGGGUGCGAGGCCAGAGUUUACAAUCACCGCAGGUGAUCGGCUCGGACGACGAUCCGUUCGCGGAAGACGAGAGAUCGCAGCAGCGGCAGGGGAGAGGAAGAGAUAAUGAUACUAUGGAGAUUGAUGAGGGAGAAGGAGAAGAGAGCGAGGAAGAGGAGAGGAAGACGAUACCGCCCGAGCUGCUGACGCAUGUGCUGCAUCAGUUCUUCGAGAAGGACGGCACGAGGGUGUCGAAGGAUGCUAAUGCGGCGAUCGCGAAGUAUAUGGAUAUCUUUGUGCGGGAGGCGAUUGCGCGGACGGUGGUGGAGAAGGAGAAGGGGUUUCUUGAGGUGAGUUACUUGACGGGUGGUGUUGAUGAGUGUGGAGGGGGUAGAGGGUGUGCUGACUAGAGAAUAGGUUGAGGACUUGGAGAAGGUCGCGCCUCAGUUGUUGCUUGAUCUGUGAAGAAGUAGGAUUGGGAGAGGAGUCUACAUCCUCCCUAAAGGCAAGAAUUGGCGUGUGAAGAGUCUGUGUUAUGGCUGCUGCACCCGAGGACAUGGUUUAGUCAGACUUGGCAUGGGCAUCAUGAGCAUCAUGAUCGACCGUGACAGAUCAGUAUCAACCGGCACUUGUAAUUACAUAAGCGACCUAUGAGAUCGAUUCACGAUACCAUUUUCGUGGAAGGUCGUGGCACCUGUCAAUGCCUACUCGUUUCGUCAUGCCACUAGGGCGGAUUUCCGGAGUUUUUUUGAGAGAUCUAUUUCUAUGCAGAGACUAUCCCAAACUUGACAGUAAGGCUAUCAAAGCCUCGUAUGAAUACGCGGCAACAACUGCUACAGACUAGGCGUUGGCCUUGUCAUAUCUUGAUGGGGACGUUUUAGUGUCUUUCUAUUCCCAAACUCCCAUGAUCGCCCGCAUGGGACAAAUGCAUUUUGGGUCCUACGAUGGCUCGAUUAUGGAUCUUUGCCUCUCAACUUAGUAUCAAGAAAGCUUCAUAAAGCCU